Molecule: messenger RNA, 804 nt
Organism: Dioscorea cayenensis subsp. rotundata (Guinea yam)
Lineage: Eukaryota; Viridiplantae; Streptophyta; Magnoliopsida; Dioscoreales; Dioscoreaceae
Exons: 1
Coding region: 1-804 (267 amino acids)
Source: RefSeq, a predicted model, not a curated record
AUGGCUAUGGAGUAUAAUGAAGAGAGGGAACUGUAUAACUCAAGAUUAAAGAUUGGGAUGUUGUUUAGGGAUUUUGAGCAGUUGAAAAAUGCAUGUAGAAACUGGGGAAUUAAGAAUAUAUUUCAGCUAUGGUUUCCACAAAAUGACAAAAAGAAAGUGAUUUGUGCAUGUCACCACAAACAAUGCUCCUUUAGGAUUUAUGCAGCUCGCAUGAGCAAAGACAACCCAUCAGUGCAAAUUAAGAGUGCCAAUUUUGAUCACACAUGUGGGAAGAUUUUCACCAAUUUUCAUGUUACAUCAAGGUGGCUUGCUGUUAAAUAUCUUGACAAAUUUAGGGUUGAUCCAAACUGGAGCUACAAUGGGAUAAUUAAACAAGUUGAGGAUGACCAUGCUUUCACAAUCUCUAGUGUGAAAUCUUGGAGAACCAAAAAUCCAGCAAUGAGGUGGGUUGAUGGAGAUGAAGCUGAGCAGUAUAUAAAGCUUAUAAAGUAUGCAGCUAAGCUUAGGCAAAGUAAUCCAGGCAUGAGAGUGAUAUUAUGGAGAGAUAAAGAUUUUUUAAAAGGGUUUUAUGUCUGUUUAAAGCCCUUAAAAGAUGCAUUAUGGUCAAAUUGUAGGCCAUUUAUAAGCUUUGAUAGUUGUUUUUUGAUAGGCCUCUAUGAUGGGCAAAUGCUGUCUGCAAUAAGGAUUAACCCUAAUGAUUGUAUUUUUUCUAUUGCUUGUGCAGUGAUUUUGACUGAGAAUAAAGAAACUUGGACAUGGUUUAUGGAGGCUUUGAGGGAUGAUUUGGACCAUAUGCAAGCCUAG